UUUUGUUUAAAUAUAUCUCCUCGGAUUUUCGUUCAGUCCAAAUCCAUUUUAGAUACAGUCUCUGGCCAUCAUUUACGUUUCGCCGGCCCUGUUCCAUCGGUAGAUUGUUCAUGAAUUAUUGAACAUUAAUUUUUAUUUCUUGUAUAUAUAAUAAUAGAUGUAUAAUAAUAAAAUAGAAGAUAGGCUGGAAAUGAGACAUGUUCUCUGUUACCCCGAGUUUCGUGCUUGCGCACUCAUCAGACAGACUUUUAUUAUAUCUAUUGCUCUGUGCUUUUGCACAUCGAGCACUGGCACGUCAGAAUAGACAACGCAAUCUGGAAUAAUAAUAGAUGUAUAGGCCGAAAUGGUCCUUAAUCUACUCCAACAAAACUGAACGUCGUAAUUUUAAAUGGUUAAUUAAAAUUGCUACAUCUAAAGUAUUACUACAAAUGGCUACUUCUAACAGCUUUAAUAUACAACAGCAAACUGAUCAGCACAUUUUUUCAAAAGGUCUGAUAAAUUUCAUGCUUUUGGAAUGCUCGCCUUACUUUUAUCGCAAAAAUUUGAAUCAAAUCAGUAUAUUCUUGACUCAUCAUCCAAAUAAACUUGUUUUCAUGAGUAAGAUUUUUCAUAUAAGGAUACCUCUCUUCAAUUUUCGGCAAACCAUUACAAAAUGAAAUUCGUCUUCAAAAGCGUGGGUAGAGAUCGAAUCGCAGUAUCUGCAGAUUCAUACAUCCAUUUCAGACUCCUCAUAUUUUUAGAAUCGGUUGCCUUUACGAUGAUAUCGGUGUCGGGUUUCCUAGGAAUAAUUUAGAAAUUUGUUCAGAAAUGUCCUUCGACAUCGCCGACAAACAAAACUAUCUUUUUAUCGAAAAUUUGAAUGACAAACAUGCUUCAGUCUACUAAUGAAGACGGUCUUUGUGAGCCAUGUGAGCGCAUAGGCGCCUUCCACACUUGCACAAAGGCUGUCUCUUGUCUCACUUGCAUUUGCAACGAUGAUUCUAGGUUCUAGCAAUGAUGAUGUGAACAUUAAUGUCCCAAGCAUGUUUGGAAGCCGAAAAGUUUAUGUUAUACGAGCGUCGAUGACUCUUGUGAUACUUAUGGCUAAUCCGAAUCAGACCUAACCUAUAAAAAAGCAAGAAUCUCAUAGGAUCUAUUUAAUUCGAAUUUCUAAUAUAUCUUGAUGGAUCAGAAUCAGAAACAUCGUUUCCAGGUUUCUUGCUUGAAAAUAUGGGCCUUGAUUUGAAAUGAUUCAGGGUUAACGUACUCACCUGGUACUAAAGGUUGUUGGAAGUAUCGGUGAACGCUCGACUAUCAGAGCAGAGAGUCUUUGAGACGGGAAAAACUAUGAUGUGUAUUCUUAUUUUUUUCACUGUAUAUUUAUUUUCAGUAGGAAAAGUACAUCAUCAGCUAUAAGCUAAUUUAAGCCUACUAGAUUGGAAAACAUAUUUAAAAAAAUUAGAAAUUUUUUACAAUUUUACACAAAGAUUUAAAUAAAAAAGCUUUCCCAGACAAAUUUUUUGAGACAAAAUGCAAUUUUUCCAAUUGUCUUACUUACGUUGCCCCUGUAAAUUCGAUCCUUUUCUCCUCCAGAAUCAAUGUUGGAUUAGUUGUUUUACCGUUAUCUGCUUCAAAAACACGCAAUAAACAAUGUUGAGUUGGGGAAGGGGGAGGGGGAAGUUGUUUUUCAAGGAUCGUAGUGUUUGUUCGGGAUGUUAGGACGAAUUAAGAAAACCAACGUUGGCCACAUUGGUUUUACAGAUCCUGUAGUUGCAUUUAUUUCCAUUCCAUUAUUUUAUCUUACUUUAGAAUUAUUCAAUUUGUUUUGUAGAUUUCUCCAUAGUCUACAUGCUAAAGAGAAAUCACCAUAGGUCUUUGUCUAUAAGUUCAGCUAUAAGAAAGCAUAUUGUAACAUCGAGGUGUGGCUUAAACCCUCACGUUACUGCUAGCCCUAAAGCAUGUAAAAAUUCAUCGAACAACAUUGACCUAGUUUUGUGCAAUUUAAAUCAAAAUAUUAGUAAUGAUGAUUAGACUUGUACUAUUUUACUGAACCAGCCAACAUUUUGCUAUCACGUUGUCAUUGGGUAUUUCGAACUAAAAUUCCAUCAAGCAAUUUAUUAUUUUCAAUAUUUAGAUAAUUAGGAUAUGAUUAGUAUUAAAAAACCUUAUAAUCAAGGGGAUCUCUCUUUGCUACUUCUUGCGACAUACUAAAUCGAUGCGGACGUAAUAGCUUUUUUGAGAGGCUGUGACGUAACAUUCUAUUGCAACAAGGCGUAGAUUAAUCUGACGUAAUAUUUGAGAAAAAUGCUUUCAUAUGCUUACAAUGAUCUUGAAGUUUGUCAAACGAAGUUGACUUUCGUGAUAACAGUACAUCGAUGCUAACGAAUCGAAAUGGGAAAUUUAUUUUCAAAAAGAAGCAAAGUUUCACCGUUAAGUGAAGGAGAAGGGAGCUCUGAAUUGAAGAAAAAAGGCCAGUUGAAAAGGAACUGGUACCGAGGCCUGCUUUGUUGCGAUAGAAAUUCAGUCACAGUAAUACAGUCGCUGGCUCAAAAUGCCGAGCCAAUUGCAAGCAGCCGUGAAGAGAUGACCAGAAAUGGCUUGAAAGGCGAUAAGGAUCUUCAGAUUGAAGCAUGCAAGGAAGCAGAUAUAAAUUCAUCUGCAGAGUUUGACCUGACUGAGCCAAGGCAGCUUCAAAUGUCACCAGACAAUUGGCAAUUGUUGGAGGAAGCAGAAGAUGAUAGAUCGAGAGUAGUAAGAAGCAGGCUCGUUGUGAGAAGGGACGAGGAAGGUCAUGCAAGAGCUGUCGCUUUUGACGUCGAGUUGCAGGAAUUCGACUUGCCAAACAGACCACACUCGAGCCUUUCGAUGAGCCACCGAGCAGAUAGGCCUGGAAGAUUGACUAACAGGUUGCCUGAGCUUUCGGCAGUCACGAAAGAAGAGAUCCAGAGAAAGUUAUCUCAAGCUGUAGAGAGAAGAGACGUUCUAAUGAGGGGCAGAUCAGAGAGAAUACGACAAAAGGCUGCCCUCUCGAGAGAGAUGCUACAAAGGCUAGAAGCUGAAAAGCAACGCUUGCUGAGGGAGAAAAUCGACGAAAAGGAGCGAAAGGCCACAGAGAAGAAAGAGAAGUUGAAAAGGAGAAAGGAGAGAAAAGCUGCUAGAAGAAGCAGACAAACAGAGAGGGCCAAAACAACCGCUGCUGAGAAAGAAAGACAAAAUUGUGAAAAUGCCGAAGAAGUAUUGAGAGCAAAGAUGAGGGCUGCGGAGGAAAAGAAGGCAGCAGUGAUGCGGGCGCAGGAGAGAAAGCUUAAUGCACACAGGCUUAGGCAGAUCCAAGCCAAAUUGAAAAUGAUGGACGAAGUUGGAGAAAAUGAAGGAUCAGAAUUAGAAAACAGAAAGGGAAAUUGCGAUGAUGACAGAUUCAGGAUUCCAUUGCACUUGUUGAGCAAAGAAAAAAGACAAGAGGCUCGAAGGCCAGAAACUGCAAUGGGAAAGAUUGAAGAGUCAGUUGAAGAAUUUUCUGAAGAUGAAUUCAAGCUGGAAACAUAUAUUGAUGACACUAAACAUCCACUUGAAGAAGAUUCAGACAGCGAGGAAGAUUCUUUUUGGAACUAAUAUAAGGAUGGGAUUAUACAAUAUGAAUACACGAGGAUAUACUGAAUUCAUCGAAUGCAAUGUUGAAAAAUGGCAAAGGGGAACCAAGUAAGAUAACUGACAACUGUUUCAUCAAAUGGCAUGGAUGGUUUAAACAAUCAAUCCACAAGUGAUACAAGAUAUGAUAUAGUUGAAAGAUGGAUCCAAUGAAUAGAUGAGCUCAUUUCAAGCCUUUUUGGGAAGGAUAGGCUGUUGGUUUGUUUACAUAAAUGGACAAGCGACAAUCAUAUAUGGGAAAUAUAUGUCAGAAGCAUUUCUAUAAUAAUUUGGAUAUGCCUGUGAACAGGUAGAUUUGAUCUCUGCAAAGAAUUUUCGAGAGGUGUUGAGCUGGAAGGGUUAUAUUUUGGAAGACUGAAUUAAUUCAACGGAAGGAUCAGUGGAUAAGUUGACAAUGGACAUGAGAAUUUUGCCUUGUUUGAUCUUUAAAACAAGCUAUCCGAUAUGAAGUUAAUGAGCGCCUGUCAGAGGUUUUCUCUUGACAUAUUGACGCAAUUGAAAUGUGGCAAUGUAUAUGGGAUACAGUAUAUAUAUGUAUUUCAGUAGACAAUAUGGGAUAUAUAUAUUCGAUGUGAAGUUGGUGAUGAUGUUCCAAGAAAUUCUUCUUCUUAGAGUAUGACAGAGGAAGACAAGGACCCGAAAUAUAUUAAAUUUUUAAUGGACUGUAUAUUAGCCUUUGGGAAACAGUACAGUUUAAGAGUAAAAUGUACUUCUCAAAUGUUGUUUUUCUUCGUCUGUUUUUCUCAAUUUAUCUGGCAUCGCUUUUUGACGAGGGUCUACAAGUGUCAAAUUCAAUAAGAAAGUAAUGUGCCUAAGUUAUGAGACCUAUCUGAAUUGUUUCUGAAGGUGUAAAAUUACAGCGUACCUUUAAAAUCAGAUAUUCAGAUAGCUACGGCUGUGGCUUUUCAGUUCUAGUAGCACUUGUCCCAGUUGAAAAAAGCUUUAGCUAAGAUACUAUGAAAUUCUGAUAACCAAACAACAAGUAAAAGCAGUUUUUGCUGAAUGCUAUUAGAAAAUGAAAAUUGUUUGAGUGCAUGAACAUGUUUACAUCGCUCUGUUUGUGGCCUGGUAUUGGCUUGAAAAUUGUCUACGAUCUGAGAGUCGGUGGUGCUAUGCUCCAUUUUUAACAGCUAUCUCUCCAUUUGUGACCAUUGUCUCACAGUAACCACAAUGAAGAUGGACCUGGAGAAAAUUUUCGUUAUCAGUUCCAUUGUUUUGUAAUUGUGCCAGCAGACCAGAUGUAUUGCAUUUUAUCAUAGAAGGCGGGGGUUAUAGAAAAUUUGACCUGAGACCAUUACUGGCCAGCGGGUUGGUUUUUGGACAUGUGUUGUAUAAUUUAUAUCAGAAUUUUUAUAUUCCCAGGAAUCUAGGGCGACUAGAAAGACACAUGCCUUAAAAAAAUUAUUUUUAUCAGCAUCUAAACUUCACAUUUUCUUUUGAUUUGAUGUAUUCGUUAGAUUAAUAUUGUCAGCGAAGCUCCGUUUUAGCAGUAUACCCUAUUGACUUGUGUGGCCAAGAAAUUGAAGUAUAGAUCCUGCACGUAAUUUUUGAAUUGACAAUUUUGUGAAUGUAAUAAGAAAAUAGGGAAAUGUACCCUAUUGACUUGUGUGGCCAAGAAAUUGAAGUAAAGAUCCUGCACGUAAUUUUUGAAUUGACAAUUUUGUGAAUUUUAUAAGAAAAUAGGGAAAUAUUUUGUUGUUAAAAAUAUUAAAAGCAGUUGGCGAGAGAAAAAUUUUGAGAGAAGGUCUUCUGACCCCGAUUUCU
Messenger RNA from Rhopilema esculentum, 5391 nucleotides. RefSeq lists its product as uncharacterized. NCBI's taxonomy places the organism in Eukaryota, Metazoa, Cnidaria, Scyphozoa, Rhizostomeae, Rhizostomatidae. The record is from RefSeq and is a predicted model, not a curated record.